AUGAUGAAAAAUUCCAAUUUAUUCGCUUUUGUUGCUUCUUUAUCCAUUGCAUUCAUCCAUAUUUCCAGAGGUCUUAUUCCUGAAGAUCGCGGACAAGCCACAUUGAAAAUUCGAUGGCAAUAUCAAAACAGAGAAGCCCUGUUAGAGAACGGUGAACAGUGCGAAUUCUAUCGGAGCCUAGGAUGUACCAUACACCUUGAACUUUGUCUUCGCCAUGGAGGGGAUUACCUGAAGGACUGCACACUGUUCCAAUUGAGAACAAAACGUUACAAGCGAGUUCUAACAUUGACGGAUGAGGCAACAGUUCGGAUCCGCCAGCCAUUACCGGCCACAUACACUUUAGAAGUUAAAAUUGACGCGAUAAAUGUGUUGAAAGAAACCAAACAAGUCGCUUCUUUUGCGGCCUAUAAUUUCAAAGUCCCCUCCAGAGGAGAUUCCGUCCCCAUACCAAUAAGGCGUAUCACAAAUGGCUACAGAAAUCCUGCAGUUCGGUUAACAGUGUCAGGCAUUCUCACGUGCGAUGAAUUUUAUUUUGGAGAUCGUUGUCAACACCAUUGCAGGCCAAAUGCUUCCUCGUACACCUGCACACCAGAAGGUCAAAGGAUAUGUAAUUACGGUUAUCGAGGCGCCCUUUGUGACAUUGUUGACUGGUGCACACUUCUACCGUGCGUUGGAAAAGCCAAAUGCAAACUUCUACCAGACGGAAGUGGCAGAGAGUGCAUAUGUCAAGAACCUGGAGACCUUGAUUGCAUCUAUGAUACGGAUCCAUGCGACCUAUCACCUUGCAAAAAUGGUGGUUUCUGUCACACAAUUAGUAUUCCAAUGCAUCAUUAUCGUUGUGCAUGCAGCGAGCCAUGGUCUGGAAUCCACUGUACCGAACGUUCGGCCUGUCAAAUGGCAACGAAUAUCAGUAACAUUGGAGCACUUUCCCAGUCUCCUUGCUUGAAUGGCGGUCGCUGCAUCGAUCAGUUGAAUGGAUCGUCCUACUUGUGUCAGUGCCACAAAGGCUGGAUAGGAACGAGAUGUGAGCUUUCGAUUGCGUCAAUCGGAAAGGCAACUGCUGGUAUACCGUUGCUAUUCCUUGUGAUCCUGCUUAUCGGUGGAUUUUGGUACGUUAGACGAAGAAAAGCAAUCAAAAGUAAUCAGGAUGGUAAAAGACCUGAUUCUUUUACGGAAGCCCCACACCCCCAUCCUGAUCGUGUUCGGAAGUACUACAAGGCUCCUGUUCCAACACUAACAGUGAAGAACGAGAACAACACGAACCAAUGUGAAAAUGCAAUGAGUUCGUCAGACACCCACACCGGAGGGGCUGAUUCUGGAGGUGACGUUCUCAGCUUGCACACCGUAAGAAAUUACACUACCAGUGAGACUUCUCAUUCCGGAAAAGAGUCUGUUUUGCCUUUGCUACCAAAACGUCCAACACACUGCACUAGAACUCAAGAGGAAAAAAGUAUGAGACCCGGCUAUGAACAGCGACCAACUGUUCGCUUCGCCCCAGUUGACAUUGGAUACAGACGUUCGGAGGCUCCAGAUAAUCCUGUCAGUGCGAUCUACGUGUAACGCCUAGUUCUUUGAAAACAUGUGCAACUUUUAAAUUUUGUUUACGUAUGCUGUAUAUAUGACUGUACAACAAGCUCUUCCCUGCCGAGAUCAUUAUGAUUGUUAUUUAAUAAAGCUAUCAAUAAAUCUGUGACUGUCACUUUUGACAUGAUUUCCACUGCGAAUCGAUGAGUGGUAAGCUGAAGGCAUCUGUCGAGUUAAUACAUCAUGGUGCCACACGUUUGACAGGAAUGAGAAACCGUAACUACCAUUUGGUGUUUAAUGUUUUUACAUGCUCCAAAGUAGAAUUCAUUUGUGGCACUGACAGAGUUGAGUAUUCAUUUUGUGCCAUGUGUUGCCCUGGAUCUCAGCCUUGUUGCUCAGAAAUCUUUCCACAUAUGACAAUGUCGUUUUGAAUCUUUUAAAGUCUGCACCAGAGUUUCAGAAAAAUCCUAAUAGACUUUAGUAAGACGGCAGAUCGGCUAACUGAAAUAGUUUUAGCUGUUUUCAGAGAUUUCUAUGAUGACAAUGAUCCCAUCUUAUGAUUGUAAAAGACAAAAAUCGUGUGUAUUAGCGACCAGGUUACUGGUCACUGGCCGACCAUGCCUGCAAACAGUCGAUCGCACGGCUAAAUUACUGACCACCUAAUCACGCGUAACCGAUCGUCACAAUGGACACUUAAGUUGCAUCGGGUUAAGGGAGAUUGAAUACAUACAAUUGUUCAUUGUUGCCGCUUUACACUCGGCGGGUGAUCCAUACUCUCCAAUGAACGAUUCAGCGAAGAUGUGUAGCGACCCCGUCAACCACACACUUGACUGUUC
Molecule: messenger RNA, 2360 nt
Organism: Opisthorchis viverrini
Lineage: Eukaryota; Metazoa; Platyhelminthes; Trematoda; Opisthorchiida; Opisthorchiidae
Exons: 9
Coding region: 1-1560 (519 amino acids)
Biological process (GO): cell communication; establishment or maintenance of epithelial cell apical/basal polarity; heterophilic cell-cell adhesion
Cellular component (GO): protein-containing complex; plasma membrane
Molecular function (GO): calcium ion binding
Source: RefSeq, a predicted model, not a curated record